GACAUGGCGAAGAGCCUGAGGAGCAAAUGGAGGCGGAAGAUGCGGGCGGAGAAGAGGAAGAAGAACGCGCCCAAGGAGCUGGAGAGGCUGAAGAAGAUCCUGGGAACUAACGCGGAUGUCGUCAUGGAGGAGGUCAAGGAGGUGGCGACCGUGCUGCCCCCCAAGAAAGUCCUCGAGCAGGGGGAUGACUGCAAAAUGGACGUAGAUAAUAAACGAAACAAAAAAACUCUUCUAGACCAGCAUGGACAGUACCCAAUAUGGAUGAAUUCCAGGCAGAGAAAGAAGAUGAAGGCACAGCGUGUUAAAGGAAAAAAAAAAACAAAAUUGGCCAAAGGCCUAGUCUGGUAAAAUCGGAGUUUUGUAAGAUCAUGAAUAUUUUACUUACAAAAUAAAUAUCCCAAAUAAGUACAUGAUAUUUUUGUGCUUGGCCACUGGGCAUAAUUUAUUGUGUUGCAUGAACUUUUUAGUAGACUGUUAAGCCAGCAAAUGAUGAAAGCAAUAGCAACUUGGUGUCAGCCAAACUUAAAGAAAAUACAAAAAGCAAGCUGAGUGCCUUUGAAUAG
This is a messenger RNA of Leptosomus discolor (cuckoo roller), 563 nucleotides long. The record is from RefSeq and is a predicted model, not a curated record. Lineage: Eukaryota; Metazoa; Chordata; Aves; Leptosomiformes; Leptosomidae.